AUGACACUGAAUCGCGAACCUGGCCCCUAUGAUUCCGUGCUGCGCCAGGUCAACCCACCUGCCGACGAAAAUGGCGAACCAGAGGGAGGCAUCGACAUCAUUGCCGUACACGGCCUCGAUACCAGAUCGCCAGACACCUGGGAAUUCAAGACGAUGGACGGGCACAAUGUGAAUUGGCUACAGGACAAAAACAUGCUCCCGGCGGAAGUCUCCAACGCUCGUAUCUUCACUUGUGACUGGCCGGCUGAGUUAUUUGAGACGCUAGACGCCGAAGAAGACACAAUUCAAGAACUUGCUCUACGGCUACUUGCCGGUAUCCAAGCACGGCCAUCCGCAACAAACAACCAGCGUAGUUACAAGGACCGACCAAUUCUGUUUGUCGCUUCAUGUCUCGGGGGCAUUAUCCUAGCGAAGGCCCUCGUCAUGGCUAAGAAUGAGUACCUACCUGUUCGAAACGCAACGCGUGGGAUCGUAUUUCUCGCUACGCCCUUCCGAGGCACAUCAUUCGAGGACGUGGCCAGAUGGGCAGAGCCAGGCCUAAGGACCUGGGCUUCGAUUCGAGGCCGUCGCGUAGCCAGCCUACUAGGUUGGGUGAAGUCAUCAACAUUCGACCUCACUCUCCUCGUUAAUGAAAUCACUCAGCUCUGUGAUAACAAGAACGGCGAGGGCUACAAGGUGCUUACUUUCUACGAGACGGGCUAUACAAACCUCCCGGCCAAGGUCCCUCUGCUGUCCUAUUUACUACCACCUUCAAAAAAACAGUUGGUUAGCAAGAGUUCGGCAGUUCUUGACUGCGUCCCAAACCCACUUCCACUAAGACGAACCCAUGUUCUCAUGAACAAGUUCCGCGGCCCUAAAGCCGACGACCCGGACUAUAAACUCGUCGAGACACCGCUCGAACAAGCAAAUACAUGGAUACGCGAGAAGCACUACAACAAGGAAAGACUAAAGAUCGAACGGCUUUCCGGCGAUAUUUUGCCGAUAGAUCAAUGCUAUAUCAACCUGGCACUGAUAGAGACACUACGAGAGAACAACUCGAAGCAGAAGUCUGAAGACUAUUCACAACAGCCUUCGCCAUUCUCCCUAGCUUCUCGGAUAAAGGUUGAAUUACCACACGAGGAUUCUCAAAUAGAGCUAUCAAAGCUCUUUGAGCCGCGUAGGCAACCCGACGGCCAGAUGAAAGAGGUAAGACGAAUACUGAUCCGAGGUCGUGCCGGAGUCGGAAAAUCCACUCUAUGUAAGAAGAUCGUACAUGACUUUAUUGAGAAGGCCAUGUGGCGACAUCUGUUUGCUCGCGUACUCUGGGUGCCCCUGCGAAAUCUGAAAACGUGGAGAGGUCCGCCGUACGGUCUCACGGGGAUGCUUCAUCACAUCUAUCUACAGCAACGACCAGACCACGCCUCUAUUGCCAGCGCUUUACGACAGCAUGUGGAGGAUUCUGUAUCCCGCGGUGCCCUUUUCAUCCUCGACGGUCUGGAUGAAAUCUCGGAGCUUUUAGACGAGCAACACAACCCCGACAUGUUUAGGUUCCUUGUAGAACUGCUGAACAUGACGACCGUUAUCAUUACGACCCGACCGCACAUCUCGCUUCCGCAUGAUUUCGAGAAGCCCGACCUCGAGCUCGAGACAAUCGGCUUCCGCUCCGACCAGGUGGAAGCUUAUAUCAAAGCAGUUUCGACGCCGAUCGUAUCCCGAAACAUCCAAUUGUUCCUCCAGAAAAGCCCGCUAAUGCGAAGCCUCGUGCGUAUCCCAAUUCAGUUGGACGCACUCUGUAUUGUUUGGGACGAGACUUUAGAUACCGACAGAUUGAAAACGAUGACCCAAGUCUAUCAAGCUAUUGUUGAGCGGCUUUGGAGGAAGGAUAUCAAAAGAUUAAAGGAAUCGCAGCCACAUAUCAAAGCCAUGUCGUCACAAGAGAUUAACAACCAUGUCAUGGAAGAGAUUCAACUACUUGAGUCCCUUGCUUUUAGCGGUAUGUCCAGUAAUCUGAUUGAGUUUCAGUCAGUACACCGCGACUCUAUAUGCGACUUUAUUCGACCUACGCAAACUAGCUUGCCGGUCUACGAGACUCUAGGGCGACUCUCAUUCCUACGGACGUCAGAUGGCGCAGCAGACCCAGCUACCCGAAGCCAUCAUUUUCUACACCUAACAUUCCAAGAGUAUUUUGCUGCUAAAUACUUUGUACGAAUGUGGACGAACGAAAGGACGCUCCGAUACUUCGACUUAAAUAGCCGAAGGAAAGACUAUUGCGAAGUUUCUCCUAAAGUGUUUCUCAGAGAAAAUAAAUACACUGGACGGUACGACAUUAUGUGGCGUUUUGUUGCCGGGCUCCUGAGUGAGGAGGGCAAAGACGAGAUUAGUGGCUUCUUCGAAGAAAUCGAGAAAAAGCCUUUCGAUAUUUUAGGACCAGCACACCAACGGCUCAUUAUGCACUGCUUGAACGAGAUACUCGACUUGCCAACUAGGCUUCGAGAGAAGAGAGAAAAACAACUACUACAAUGGGUGCUGUUUGAGAGGGACUUCACAGGAUCAUCAAGAUUCCCAAGAGAAUCAGAGAUUCCAGAACGGGUGUUAAAUAGCGCCUUGAGUGCUUCUGGAGACAAAGCUAGGUUCUUGGACGCUUUGAGCUAUUCUCAGAGGCAGCUAUCAGACACAACCAUGGCUGCCAUUGUCGGACUCUUCAAGGACGAGGACAGCAACGUAAGAUAUUCCGCCGCUGAUGUCCUAGGCAAGCAGUCGACGUUAUCAAACACAACCACGGCCGCCCUUAUCGGACUCCUCGAGGACGAGGAGAGCAAGGUACGAAGAUCCGCCGCUGAAGCCCUAUGCAAGCAGUCGACGUUAUCAGACACAACCACGGCCGCCCUUAUCGGACUCCUCGAGGACGAGAACUGGAGAGUACGAUCUUCCGCCGCUAGAGCCCUAGGCAACCAGUCGACGUUAUCAGACACAACCACGGCCGCCCUUAUCGGACUCCUCGAGGACGAGGACAGCAAGGUACGAAGAUCCGCCGCUGAAGCCCUAUGCAAGCAGUCGACGUUAUCAGACACAACCACGGCCGCCCUUAUUGGACUCCUCGAGGACGAGGACUGGAGAGUACGAUCUUCCGCCGCUAAUGCCCUGGGCAACCAGUCGACGUUAUCAGACACAACCACGGCCGCCCUUGUGGGGCUCUUCAAGGACGAGGACAGCAAGGUACGAAGAUCCGCAGCUGUAGCCCUGGGCAACCAGUCGACGUUAUCAGACACAACCAUGGCCGCCCUUGUCGGACUCCUCGAGGACAAGGACAGCGAUAUACGAUCUUCCGCCGCUAAUGCCCUGGGCAACCAGUCGACGUUAUCAGACAAGAUAUUAGAUACGUUAGGAAUCGCAGCUUCCAAGAGCAUUUUAGUCUUUCUGUUGAUGGAGAUGUUUGCGUCAUCAACCAAGCGUCUGGACUCAGAAAAGCGAAAUUGA
Molecule: messenger RNA, 3456 nt
Organism: Colletotrichum phormii
Lineage: Eukaryota; Fungi; Ascomycota; Sordariomycetes; Glomerellales; Glomerellaceae
Exons: 5
Coding region: 1-3456 (1151 amino acids)
Molecular function (GO): protein binding
Source: RefSeq, a predicted model, not a curated record